Entrophospora candida is the source of this 1544-nucleotide messenger RNA. Lineage: Eukaryota; Fungi; Glomeromycota; Glomeromycetes; Entrophosporales; Entrophosporaceae. The record is from the annotation of a GenBank genome assembly.
AUGAGUGAUUUUGAAAACACAUCUUUAAUUUCUUUUAUUUGGAAUGUUUUCACACAAGGGUCAGAAAGUAUUCUGCAUAUGCUUAAUAAUCCUAAUGUUCUGAAUUAUAAUGGAGAAAUGCACGGAUACCAACCAAAUUUAUGGAAUUUCUUAUAUUCUCCUCAUUUAUUAUUAGCAAAUGCGAUAAUUAAUAGAAUCAAUGCCAUUGUUGCACCUCAAAAUCCUAGACCUUUAAAAUUUAAAAUUCGUUUAUUAAUCAGAUUACCAUUCUUUUACUGCUUGGUUAAAUCAUUACUUGUUUUAUUGGCAAGAAUUUCAAUGGAAAUUUCAACCCUACAAUCUUUUUUAUUUCAAUGGAUUUUGGAUCUUGGCAAUGAUUGUACUGAUCAACAAGCACUUUGGUUGACUUUAAAAACUUUUUCGGCUGUUUAUAUUAUGAAGGCAUUCCAUAGUAAUCUUGAAGAUAGAAUAUUGCCAAGUAGAGAACAGGGCACAUCGUUAUAUGAAGAUGCACUAUUAUUUCAUAUAUUUUGUGACAUUUCUUCUGGAAAAUCCAAUAUAGAUUUACUUUUAAUAGCAUUUUUUGGAGUAUUGGAUAUGUUUUUAUUAGAAAUCUUGUAUCUUCAUCCAUCAGGUCCUCAAUACCGAUUUAUAACUACUACGAUUGUUGGAAUAUCUGGACUUGAUGCAUAUCCUAUUGUUCAAAGUUUUGCACGUUUUCCUGAGCUUGUCUUGACAAUUUUAAUAAUUGUUUGUUCAUUGAUUCAUAUAAUGGCAUAUAUUGUUACAGGUGGAAAUGUUAGGAGGAGAUUUUUCAUAGAUUACACAUCAUUGCCAUCAUUGAGUGAAGACUACACAACAGAAUUAUAUAGAAUUGGUACUAUUAUUAUCGAGAUGAAUCGUGUUGAAGGAUUUCGUAAUGAACUACCUCCAAUUUUUUUACCUUCUAGUACAUAUCUGGAAAGACCAAAAAAUACAAGACAAAAUAAUUCUAUGGGACAAAUAAACACUUUGAGACCGGCAUGUGGAUUUGAUAAUCUACAAGAUAACAAUUCAUCAGACUCAUCGGAACUUUAUAUCCAUGCUCUUAUACGUAGACUACAUACCUGGACAAAUUUUUCCAUACAGGCUAUGGCAUUACUUCUGGAAGUCAUAUUACGAAUCGCAAAUUGGAUAAAAUCAUUUGCUAUCCAAGCUGAAAUAGGAUCUCAGCAAGCCGAGGAUCUAGAUCAGGAUGAGGGUUUAGAUUGGGACGAAGAAGUAUAUGAAAUUAACAAUGAAAUUUAUUCAACGGAAACAUCAGAAGAUGAUGUUGACAAUGAUGAUAAGGAAACAACAGAGAUAGACAAAUCUUCUGAAAUAUAUGCCAGCUCAUCAUCAACGAAUAUAAAAACACCUGUAUUAGAUGUAGAGUUUCAUCCACAUUUAUCUGAUACUUAUUGUGUUGUUUGCCUGGUAGAACCAAGAGUUUGUGUACUUAAACCCUGUGGCUGCUUUUCAAUAUGCGAGACGUGUCGUGAAAUGAUGGCUCAACGUAAUACAAA